This is a messenger RNA of Cricetulus griseus (Chinese hamster), 2652 nucleotides long. The record is from RefSeq and is a predicted model, not a curated record. NCBI's taxonomy places the organism in Eukaryota, Metazoa, Chordata, Mammalia, Rodentia, Cricetidae.
AUGUCAGAUAAUUUCCAAAGCGCACCAUUCUAUGGGACAGAAUGUGCUCUGAGGCACUCUGUGCCUGUGCUGAGGAAUUACACACCCUCAGCAGGAAUUGUGUGCAACUGCUCCAGGGUCUCCCCCCCAGCUGGGAGUUCUGCAUGGCCCCUGCCAUCAGACCCCAGCACUUGUUGCCAGCAGCUCAUGGACAGUGACUACCUUUACCAUCGAGCUGGCACGACCAUGCUGACUACACUGACUGAGCAGAAUCAGAUUUCUACCUUGGCACUCUCCUAUCCAGGUGCUCUCCCGAGGGAUCUCACAGGAAGCACUGACAGGAAGGACUUCACUGUAGCUAUCACUGACCAGAAUGCCACCCUCUCCUCCUGGUCCAUGACAGCCUGGUGUGAUAAUAUUUUAGAUCUCAAUGCUUUGGUCUCUUCCUGUCCAACAGUGUCUGCCAACUAUCUUCAGGCAACAUUGCCACAUAUAUGGAAUCAAGGAUAUAGCCUGGCACCUUCCUAUCAGGAGGGCAGCCAGGUCAAUUACUAUGCCCACAAUAGACAGGGACACCUGAUGGAUGGAGAAAUCAGGCAGUGCCUGCAGGCCUAUGGCUCUUUGUCCUACUCUGGGAGUCAGGCCUCUGCCCUGCAACCAGAGACGAUGAUGGUGUUCAAGGAGAUUCAGCCAAUGAAUGUCCCAACACCUUUUUCCACCUCUGCCAUCUACUGUCCCAGGUCUGCACCAGCCAUGUCAGACACCACUCUUCAAGUGGUGGAUAUGGAGACAUCUCUGGGAUUGACACCUCCAGGCCAGACACUCUGUCUCCUGCAGAGUCCAGAGCUCUGCAAUGCCUGCACACAGGAUGUCCUGAUAAGGAAACCACCCGUCUUUGGGGACAGCUCAUUGACUGCCCCCAUCCUAAGUCCUUCGAAAUUCUUGACAUUGCCUCUGGCUCCAAGCCUGGAACAAACAGAGAAUAACAAUAUGGAUGAGAUGACUGCAGAGCCAUUGCUGCCUAUGAAGGCCUAUGAGUGCAUUAAAGAAAACCAAGAUGCAUCACUCCUCCCCUUAGCACACCCUGACAUGCAGCAGCCCCUGAACUACACUGAUGAUGGAAGCCGAAGGCGGGAGCUAGCUUCUGAUAAUUCCACCUUGGGAAGCACUAGCCUUGGUCUGGAAGAGCCAGGGACUCUGUGGAGUGUCAUGGUGUCCAGCAUUGAUUUUGAAGACAUGACUACCCUUGUGUCAGACAUUCAACUUCCCCAACUCUUAAACUCCCUCACUGACCUUGUCCAAUAUGAAGAUCCCCCAACAACACAAUCGAAAGACUUCAGAGUCUUCAGGAGGGAUCAGGUCCAGGAAAACUCCAGCAGCAGCAUCUUCACAUACAAAGAGGUGCACAGGAACGAUCAGAAAGCCUCUGAUCUGCUUCGUGGAGUUCCUCAGGCCAGAAUCCAGUGCCAGGUUCUGUUAGAGGGAGAAGAGGCUCUAGGCAUUGCUAGGGCCAGUGAAGGGGCUAUUGACAACAUGGCCAAGCACUUGGAUGGCACAGCUCAGAAAUAUGCGCACAGCAGGCCCAGGAUAUUUAGGGCACAGGGCCAAGACAAGACCAAGAGAACCAGAGAAAACAAAACCAAGAAAUCUGGGAAGCUGAAGCCAUCUUGUUCUAGAGUCAAGGUUGAAGACAAGCUCAGCAUCCUCAAGACCAAGAGGAAGAGGAAUCCACCUGAAUUCAGCCAGGGCAGCUUUAAAAAGCCUCGCACUCACCUCGGCAUGCACAUGCUGGAGGCAGUGCAGGUCUUUCACCCACUGGGAAAGAAGAGUGACAAGAAAACAGGCAUCUCCUCCUCCCAGAGUCUGCCGAACUUGAGCAGCAGCCAAGAUCCGAACACAGGCCCAGCCACCAAAUCAAAGGUGGAUGUGCCAUGUGAUGGCCGAGGGCCUGCCAAAACCCAGGGCAAUGCUCACAGACCAGAGAGUAGUGCUCACAAGGAAUGUCCUUCUCCUUCUCCAUCCCUGUAUGAGCUGCCCCCACCUGGGAAGGUCAAGUUAGUACCUCUGCCUUUCCCAGACCUGGUAAAGCCUCAACCCAGACCACGUUCCAGAAAGCUUCUCUCCCUGGCUUCACGCAAGCCCACUGCAGCUUAUGCUGUGAGGCCACAUUCCCACUGGGCUCAGUCUAACACACUCAAGCCUUCCCAACCAGCUCCUGCCAGCAUAUCUGUGAUGGCCUCUGACAAGACAGCUGGGCUGACUGCCACCAGUGCCACACCACCUAAUGUAACACACAGCUUCCUUUCUUGCAUGAGGCCUCAGGCAGCUGUCCCUGAGCCUGGCCCCUAUAGAGUAUCAUCUCAUACUUCACUCAAGAGGGAGCUUGUCUCUGCUGCCAGGAACAAGGCCACAUCACCCCCCAAACCUCAAACUCAAUAUCUGCUGCAAGACUUCAGUCACCAUCCAAUUCCAUGGAGGAACGUCGACAUUCCAGGGCCAGUCAUCUCACAGCCCAUCACAGCACAGCAGAGGCCAGAGAGGGAGGCCAUGAAGAGGUGGGCUCAAUGGGAACGACAGAAUGCUGCCAAGUGCACCUCUCAGGACAAACUGCACGUUUUCCUUCACAGGGAGAAGGAAAUGGAAAUUGCUCGAUAUUAUGGCUAUGCAAUGUAA